CGCUGGCAGCUAGUAAUUCAGUGGCGCCGGAGAGCCGGGAGAGGUGAGACUCGUCUCAGCCGGAGCUGUCCGUUCACUUACUGGUGCUGAAAUCGUAAUUCGGUGCUGGCACAAGGUGUUUUGUCCUUUGCGAUUUUUUUCCACCACGGCGAGUGCAACUUCUUUUCGGGACUUUUACGUCGAAAUCCCGUCAUAAAAAUGAGGAUUUGAACUGUGGAUUACUUCUGGAGAUAUCGCUGGUUUAAAACUAUUCUUGUGUUCGAUCGUAUUGUUUUGAAAGAAGAUAUUUUACUGGAAUACGUGUAACUGGAUCCACAGAGAAAGACCAAUGAGGACACUCGGAUGGUGGCCAGCACUUCUACUGCUUGGGGUUUUCUCACUGGAGACUGAAGGGAGGCCCAGCAAGGAUGGAUACGGGCCCAAAGCCUACCAGCCACUCAUCAGAUUCCGGCAUAAGCAGGAUGGGAGCCCAGAGAAUUUGCACGUUAAAGGGUUCUUCGGCCACGAUGGGCUCCAGGGACCCUGUGAGCAUAAGUACUGUGGUUUGGGGCGGCACUGUGUAGUCAACGAGGAGACCGGGCACGGGGACUGCGCCUGCAUGGGCCACUGCAAACCCCACUACAAACCCGUGUGCGGGUCCGACGGAGAGCUGUACGAGAACCACUGCGAGCUUCACCGCUCCGCUUGUCUGAAGAGGCAGAGGAUCACCACCAUCCACAGCGAGGACUGUUUCUACAAAGGUGACAAAUGUCGGUCAAAUGACUACAGGAAGCUGAAAAAUAAGAUGCUCGACCUGCAGAACCAGAAGCAGAUGAGGGAGGGGAACAGAGGGAAGAACGAGGACAAAACCUCCCUCAAGAAACUGCUGGUGGAUCAGAUGUUCAAGCACUUUGACGCGGAUGGCAGUGGACUGGUUGACAGCAACGAGUUGUCAAUGAUAAUCAAGCAGGAAGGACUGGCUAAGGAUGUCUCUGACUGCACGCUGUUUGAUCUUUUGAAAUACGACGAUGACAACGGUGAUAAGCACUUAACAAAAGAGGAGUUCUACACAGCAUUUGAGGUGGUUCAGCUGAACCUGCCAGAUGAGCAGAAGUUGAGUGUUACCACAGCAACGGUGGGUGAGAGCAUCGUUCUGACCUGUGGCAUUAUGGGAGUACGGAGACCCCCCAUCAUUUGGAAGCGAAACAACCAAGUCCUUAACAUCCUGGACCUGGAGGACAUCAAUAUUCCUCCAAAGGACUUUGGAGAUGAUGGGUCCCUCUACAUAACAAAGGUGACCACAACUCACAUGGGCAACUACAGCUGUCACGCUGAAGGGUACGAGCAGCUGUCCCAGACUCACCUCCUUCAAGUGAACGUCCCCCCUGUCAUCCAGGUGCACCCAGAGAGCCAGGCCAGAGAGCCGGGUGUCACCGCCAGUCUCAGGUGCCACGCAGAGGGCAUCCCCAACCCACAGCUGGCCUGGCUGAAGAACGGCAUGGAUAUCACCACAAAGCUGUCCAAACAGCUAACUCUACAAGCUAACGGGAGCGAGGUCCACAUAAGCAACGUCCGCUAUGAGGACACUGGAGCGUACACGUGCAUCGCAAAGAACAAAGCGGGUGUGGACGAGGACAUCUCCUCACUGUUCGUGGAGGAUUCUGCCAGAAAGACACUGGCUAACAUUCUGUGGCGUGAGGAAGGCCUCGGGAUCAGCAAUAUGUUCUAUGUAUUUUAUGAGGAUGGAAUUAAAGUCAUCCAGCCCGUGCAGUGUGAGAUCCAGAGACACAUCAAACCCAGGGAGAAACUGCUGGGACUGCAGGAGGAGGUUUGCCCCAAAUCGGAGAGCGACCUGGAGCAGAGGUGCGUGUGGAGCUCAGCAGUCAAUGUCAAGGACAAGUAUAUUUACGCCGCUCAGCCAACUCUGAACCGGGUCCUCAUUGUGGACGUGCAGUCGCAAAAGGCUGUGCAGACUGUGAGUACUGACCCUUUCCCUGUCAAACUGCACUACGACAAAUCCCACGAUCAGGUGUGGGUUCUGAGCUGGGGAGAUGUGGAGAAAACCAAACCCAUGCUACAGGUGAUCAGCCAGGCCAGCGGUGGAGUUUCCCACCACACCAUCCACACGCAGCCUGUCGGCAGGCACUUUGAUAAAGUGGACGAUUUCUUCAUCCCGGCCUCAACCCUCAUCAUUAAUCACAUCAGGUUUGGAUUCAUCCUUCAUAAGAAUGAACCUGCGCUUCACAAAAUUGACCUCGAGACAAUGUCCACCGUGAAGAGGAUCAGUCUGAAAGAGCACGGCUGCAUACCGAAGUCUCUGGCAUACACACACCUGGGUGGCUACUAUUUCAUCAGCUGUAGGCCUGACGUGACCGGAGCCUUGAAGCCACAGCUCAUACUAGACAGUAUAACCGACUCCGUGAUUGGAACCAACGGAGACGUCACCGGCACCCCCUACGUUUCGCCAGAUGGACACUACCUGGUCAGUGUCGACGAUAAGGAUGGCCUGAUGAGGGUUCAGUCCAUCACGGUGCGGGGGGAGAUCCAGGAACCCUUCGACAUCCACACCAACCUGCACAUCUCCGACCUGACCUUCCAGCCGUCCUUCACGGAGAUCCAUCAGUACAACGUCUUCGCCAGCUCCGGCCUGCAGACGGACGUUCUGUUCGUGGAGCUGGCCACCGGCAAUGUGAAGAUGAUCAAGAGCAUGAAGGAGCCGCUUAAAAUGGCCAACUGGCCAUGGAGCAGGAAGAACCGCGUGAUUGUGGACAGCGGUCUGUUCGGACAGUACCUGAUGACCCCCUCGCGAGGGUCCCUGUUCAUUCUGGACGGGCGGCUCAAUAAACUGAACUGUGAACUCACAGAUGUGCUGAAAGGUAACACUGUCGUGUGGGUUGGGGACGCGUAAAUUUGUCACUUUGUUAGUUGUAACAGGUACCUCUGCACAGACAUGUCAUUCUGUUAGUUAUGAAGGGUACCUUGUAUCUGGUCGUAAGGAAACACCCUCUUUUAUGGUUUCUAGAAUGUACUGAAGCAAAAUGAAUAAGAACAAAAACAAAUCAAAUUACAUUUUCAGAAGCUGGUCUUUCAUUAAAAGAUAAACUGAGCAAGUUUGCUUUUUUGGGUGCGCUGGCAAAAAAAAAAAAAAAAAAAAAAACAGGGCAG
Megalops cyprinoides (Indo-Pacific tarpon) is the source of this 3144-nucleotide messenger RNA. RefSeq names its product follistatin-related protein 5-like. Gene Ontology annotation, molecular function: calcium ion binding; protein binding. The record is from RefSeq and is a predicted model, not a curated record. Lineage: Eukaryota; Metazoa; Chordata; Actinopteri; Elopiformes; Megalopidae. The coding region runs from base 329 to 2887 and encodes 852 amino acids. The transcript is spliced from 17 exons. Gene Ontology annotation, biological process: cell differentiation; regulation of BMP signaling pathway; multicellular organism development.